GGCAGUUGCAGCCUCACACAGGCUUUCACACGCAUUCCCAGACCCCCUCACACCCCACAAGGACGCCUGUGCGUUUCGCAUUGCUCCCUCCCACUGCCAGCCAAGUUUGAGCCUCAUAAGACUGCGGCGCACACCCAGAGAUUCACCCGCGCUCACGCUCGCUGUUGGGCUGCCUCUGUCCGCCCUCCAUGGCAUCCCAAGCAGCUGUGCUCCUGGCCCUCAGCCUGCUGAGUCUCUGGACCUCCCCUGCUCUGGGCGGUGCCAACGAUGCCGAGGACUGCUGCCUGUCUGUAACCCAGCGCCCCAUCCCAGGGAAUAUCGUGAGAGCCUUUCGCUACCUCCUCAUCAAGGAUGGCUGUAGAGUGCCUGCUGUUGUGUUCACCACACUGAGGGGUCAUCAGCUCUGUGCACCCCCAGACCAGCCCUGGGUGGACCGCAUCAUCCGGAGACUACAGAAGAACUCUGCAAAGAACAAGCGCCACAGCAGUUAGCCCCUGACAGCCCCAGAGGGAGCCCUAUGUCUGAGUGAAGGGAUGUGAGUCACUGCAGCCCUGGGGAACCAAGGAUCAGAAGGAAGGACCAGGCCUCCAGCAAGUCUGCACCAGACCUGACCCAGCCGGGACAGGGCCUGGAGUGUCAGUGUGAGUGUGAGUGUGAGCAGGGGUGAGUGUGGCUCAGCAGGAGCGCAGCUUCUCCUCCACACCCAGACCGCAGUGCUUCCAAUAAAGCCCCCUGGUACCCA
Ailuropoda melanoleuca (giant panda) is the source of this 742-nucleotide messenger RNA. RefSeq names its product C-C motif chemokine ligand 19 (gene CCL19). Gene Ontology annotation, molecular function: chemokine activity; CCR chemokine receptor binding. Bases 189 to 491 code for a protein of 100 amino acids. Gene Ontology annotation, biological process: antimicrobial humoral immune response mediated by antimicrobial peptide; inflammatory response; eosinophil chemotaxis. The record is from RefSeq and is a predicted model, not a curated record. NCBI's taxonomy places the organism in Eukaryota, Metazoa, Chordata, Mammalia, Carnivora, Ursidae. Gene Ontology annotation, cellular component: extracellular region. The transcript has 4 exons.